Nymphaea colorata (pocket water lily) is the source of this 1784-nucleotide messenger RNA. Its product is annotated as chitinase CLP-like. The transcript has a single exon. NCBI's taxonomy places the organism in Eukaryota, Viridiplantae, Streptophyta, Magnoliopsida, Nymphaeales, Nymphaeaceae. Bases 416 to 1642 code for a protein of 408 amino acids. The record is from RefSeq and is a predicted model, not a curated record. Gene Ontology annotation, biological process: proteolysis. Gene Ontology annotation, molecular function: aspartic-type endopeptidase activity.
AAUACUUCCAUUGCCACGAGGAAAAGAAACAAAGAGUUCCGUCGAGGGAAAGAAAAGUCCGUCGACCAUAUAUUCAGAAAGUCGGCAUGGUUGACAUCAGAUGUCAGUGACGCAGCCUUCAUGGAGUACAGCAAGAUUUUGCUAGGAUCAAAUCCUCAUCCAAAAGCAUUGACCAGUUGAUGCCAUAGAUUACGUGAUCUUCUGAUUAAAACAAGACAAACUAGUUCAGCACAGCGGGUCCAACACAGAACACAGACUCCAAGAAAUGUCAGACCUCUCACCCCGUCUGUGGUUUCUCGGGUAGUAUGAACAACUGGAAUUAAUUAAUAUAUUUUGACCAGAUCUAGUUAAUCGAAGCCUGUAACGUGAAUAUAAACCUGCCAAUCUCUCAGCUCUUGCAAAGCCAAUCACCAAAAUGGCUCAAUUUCAGGCUGCCAUCUUCUUCCUGUCUCUCACCGUCCGCUGCAUCCUGGCUGCUAGUGCGCCUCCCAGCACCCGCGCUGUCAUGGCGCCGAUCAAGCUCGACCAGCGCACCUCCUUGUACACCUUCUCUGCCAAUGAUGGCAGUUCCUUCGUCAUAGAUCUGAGCAGCUCGGUACUGUCUCUAAACUGCCCGAGAAACCACCCCACCUUCCCCUGUAAUUCCCCUCAAUGCUCUGCAUUUACCGGCACUUCCUUCAGCCCGUCAUGCCAACCUCCCCACUUCACGAGAUGCUCCAGCGGCGCCUGCACCAUCCCGCUGCAGAACUCCAUCGACAACAGCUGCGUUAAAGCAGAACUCACCCGGACCACCCUCAAUCUGAACACCACCAAUGGGCAUAACCCCACCGGACCGAUUUCCAUCCCUCACCUGCUCUCUGCCUGCGUCCCUCCCGCUUUCCUCGUUUCCCUACCUUACCAUGCCCAAGGUUUGGCUCCAUUUGGCCUUACCAAAUUCAGUCUGCCUUCUCUUUUGGCGUCGGCCGUGCCUGGCCUCAAGCAGAAGUUCGCUCUUUGUUUGCCCAGCACGGGAACUGCAUCAGGUGUGCUGUUCUUCGGUGAAGGUUCAUUCUUCCUCUUGCCACCAUGGAGUUCCGCAGUUACCUCAUAUCUUUCCUAUACUCAGCUUGUCCGGCAUCCAGAACACCCGCUUGAUUACUUGAUUCCACUCAAAGGCAUAGCAGUUGCUCAGAAAGGAAUCGGUGCUCCUCUUCGUGGCGGCAUAGCCAGGCUGAGCACCACCGUCCCCUACUCUACGCUGUCAAGGCCGAUCUACAAGGCAUUCACCAGCGCCUUCAACAAGGCCACAAGCGGAAUCCCUCGAGUGACGGCAGUGAAGCCAUUUGAGAUCUGCUUGAAUUCAAGCAAACUCGGUGGUACUCGCGUGGGAGCGCCGGUAGGACCAGUAGAUCUGAUGUUGGAUGGUAAGAACUGGACCAUGUUUGGUGCCAAUCUAAUGAAGGACAUCGACGAUAGCAGAUUAUGCUUGGCUUUCCUAGAUGGUGGCUAUAGACCACAGUACGAAGUUGUCAUAGGAUCAUUCCAGAUGCAGGACAAUUUCUUACUGUUUGAUUUGGAGAACAGGAGGCUAGGUUUCAGUCCGACUUUGCUCUCCUUGCAGACCACAUGCGCGAACUUCAACUUCACAUCCUCCACGGCUUGAUCGCCGGGUUCCGAUUCGAUCGUGUUUUAAAAUUCUACGCUAAGGCCCUAUACCACGCCUGUGUGGAAUGUUCUAAAUAAUAAAGGCCCUAAAGCCGGUCACCAUGCUGUUAUAGUAAAUCAAUAUUGCUGUUAAGAGUAAA